GUUGGAGAUUUGGAAUCACACAUUACGACCGCCAGUCAAACGCUGUAGGAGCAUAAUUUUUCUAUUUUCUAAGCAAUUUUCAAUAAUUUAACGAAUACGCUGUGAUAAAUUAGCAAAUUUGACAUAAUGCUGUCUUUAGAUUUUCUCGAUGAUGUUCGGCGAAUGAAUAAACGCCAGUUGUACUAUCAGGUGCUGAAUUUUGGCAUGAUCGUUUCCUCGGCAUUGAUGAUUUGGAAAGGCCUGAUGGUUGUGACUGGAAGUGAAAGCCCUAUUGUCGUUGUCCUCAGUGGCAGUAUGGAGCCUGCAUUUCACAGAGGAGACCUUCUGUUUCUCACGAAUCGAGUUGAAGAUCCAAUCAGAGUUGGGGAAAUUGUGGUGUUCAGGAUCGAGGGCAGAGAGAUCCCUAUUGUGCACCGAGUGCUCAAAAUUCAUGAGAAAGAAAAUGGAGACAUUAAGUUCCUGACAAAAGGGGAUAAUAACUCUGUGGAUGACAGAGGUUUAUACAAGAGAGGGCAGCAUUGGUUAGAGAAGAAGGAUGUGGUGGGCAGAGCAAGAGGGUUUGUGCCUUACAUAGGAAUUGUUACAAUUCUGAUGAAUGACUACCCUAAGUUUAAGUAUGCUGUUCUGUGCAUGCUGGGACUCUUUGUUUUGGUACAUAGGGAGUAAUCCAUCUCCACCAAGGAUAACAUGAUAAAGCAAGGCAGUCCCAACCUCCACAAGCCAGUUUUUGCUAUUGUUUUAACCGUGCUUGUGCAUCAAUGUUCUAACAGUCAAAAAACAUUGUUUAAAGUUUUAAGUUUUAAAUAACAAUGUAAUAUUUGUUUUUUGAUUGUUUUUCUAUUGCUUUCGGAAUACUUUGUGUUAUUCUUUGAUUUUGUUCUCCUGUUUCUCAUAAUUUUCUAUCGAAAUAAAAUAAAUAGCUAAAAA
This is a messenger RNA of Clarias gariepinus (North African catfish), 927 nucleotides long. RefSeq names its product SEC11 homolog A, signal peptidase complex subunit (gene sec11a). Bases 127 to 666 code for a protein of 179 amino acids. Gene Ontology annotation, molecular function: serine-type endopeptidase activity. NCBI's taxonomy places the organism in Eukaryota, Metazoa, Chordata, Actinopteri, Siluriformes, Clariidae. The transcript is spliced from 6 exons. Gene Ontology annotation, cellular component: membrane; signal peptidase complex. The record is from RefSeq and is a predicted model, not a curated record.